AUGGAUAACGUGGAUAUGCCAGAUGAUUGUGCAAAGCAGUGGGAAAUAUUAUUGUUGUUGUUAUCAUCAGAAGAAAAAAAGAUCGAUCGUACCAGUGAAACUGAAGUGGAUACAAUGAACUACUUUUACAAAAAUAAAGGAGUUCGAAAGAUACUUACCCACUGGCUGCAACAGAUGAAAGCCACAUAUGCUAAAAAGACCAGCGACUUAGAUACAGCUUUAAAAUGUAAUGAUGUUUCACUUUUGUGGAGACAAAGAGGAAAUGAUAAAUUUAAAGUAAAUUCUGUGGAAGCAAGCUACAAAUGCUACACAAAUAGUGUUUUAUAUGCUAAACCCAACAGUCUUAUGUAUGCUCUAGCUAUUGCAAAUAGAUCAGCUGCUUUACUAAAAAUGAAAAGAUUUCAGGAAUGCUUAUCAGACAUAAAAAUGGCAAUAACAAAUGGUUACCCUAAGGAACAAUUGUACAAAUUAUAUCUGCGUAGUGCAGACUGUCACAUCGAAUUGCAACAACGAACAGAAGCGCGUGCUUCCCUUGAUGCUGCUAUACGCCAUGCUGAAUCUGCUGGACUCUCUGCUACAAAUGCUUUGGAAUUUGAUCGUCAUAUAAAAAUGCUGGAGAAAAAGUUACAAUCGAUUGAAGAAAAUGAAAUUGCAAAUAAACCAGUAAUUCUGCCAGAAUGCUAUUUGGGAUUGAACUCUAACUUUGCUUCAGCUUCAAAUGCUAUUGAAUUAAGACGCAACGACACAGCGGGCAGGCACGUGGUGGCCAAGGCGGACACACGGCGUGGGGACGUGCUGUUCUCCGAAGAGCCAUACGCCUGGGUCACUCUGCCAACGCCGACCGAAUACGUCUGCGAGAUGUGCUGCAAGAUCGAUAUUAACCCGCUACCAUGCAGUACGUGUUCGCGCGCGGUGUACUGCGGCGAGGCGUGCCGCGCGCGCGCUCACUUCCACCGCUGGGAGUGCUCGGCCGCGCAGUGCGACCUCUUCCGCACCAUCGGCAUCGCGCAUUUAGCUUUGAGGGUUUUACUAAUAAGUACAAGCAACGGUUUCCCGACACCACCCACUCGGCUGCCGACGCCGUGCUCCGCGGCUGAACUGUUCAAGAGCUACUCACAAGUCGACAAAAUCAAGAUAUAUGAAAGAGACACGCCUGCCUUCUACAGGAUGUUCAAUCUUGUCACUAACUUUGACAAAAUGAAUAACACCGAUUACAUACAGUACGCUCUGACAGCAACAAUGUUGACAUUGUACUUGGAACAUUUCACCCUGUUCUUCGAAUUUCUCGCCACGAAGUUGCCUUGCACGCUGCGGGACCACGAGCUCCGGGUGUUUGCUGCGGCCCUGGUCCUGCGCAGCCUCGGCCAGCUCGUGUGUAACGGGCACGCUACUUUGAGCCUUUCUCUUGUUGAAGAAGAGGGUACUAAUGGCCGCACGCUGACUGAGAGGGAAGUGCGUCGAGCUACGGCCAUAUACCCAUCUGCGGCCAUGAUGAACCACUCCUGCGAUCCGAACAUUAUUAAUACGUUCUACAACAGCCGUCUAAUAAUCCGUUGCGCGCGCGAGCUGCCCGCGGGCGCGGAGGUGCUCAACUGCUACGGGCCGCACCGCGCGCGCGAGCCGACGCCGCAGCGCCGCGCGCACCUCCGCGCGCAGUACAUGUUCACGUGCGCGUGCGCCGCGUGCACCGACCACGAGCGGAAGGACUUUGUGUUAUUAUUCAGCGCGUACGCAUGCCAGUCGUGCAAAGGACCGGUGUCCUGGCAGGGUCGCCGGCCGCGCUGCCAGCAGUGCCACACGGAGUUCCAUCCCGAACGAGCUCUAGCUAUCAUAGAUCGAGCUGAAGAACUCACGCAGCAAGCGGAGCGCGCGCCGUCGGUGGAGGCGCGAUGCGCCGCGAUGUGCUCCGCGUACCGUCUCAAGCAGCAGGUGUGGCACAAGCACCACGCCGCGCUGCGUGCCGCCGCCGACCGCCUCGCCAGGCUCUACGCAGACACUGGUGAAUUCGGCAAAAGCGUGGAACUGAUCAAACACAACAUUCAGAGUCUGGAAUAUCAGUUUGGAUCAUUCAGUGUUGAGGUGGCGCAUGAGCUCCGAAAGCUAUCGGAUGUAAUGGUGGAGAGGAUAAUCAACACUCCGCAGCAUGUGGACCACAGAGACUGGUGCCUUGAAGCUCACAAAGUGAUAAAGAAAGCUGUUCAGUUGAUGGAGCUGAACUAUGGCUCGUGGGAGCCGUUAGUGGCUCGUCUGAGGGAGCAGGAGGCUUUCGUGGCCUCACUCCUAGAAGAGACCAGGACGCCCAAUGCCGUGGAUUGUAUACACCACAAUCUACAUUAUAAUCUCAAAAUA
This is a messenger RNA of Brenthis ino (lesser marbled fritillary), 2349 nucleotides long. Lineage: Eukaryota; Metazoa; Arthropoda; Insecta; Lepidoptera; Nymphalidae. The record is from the annotation of a GenBank genome assembly.